Molecule: messenger RNA, 288 nt
Organism: Cylicocyclus nassatus
Lineage: Eukaryota; Metazoa; Nematoda; Chromadorea; Rhabditida; Strongylidae
Source: the annotation of a GenBank genome assembly
AUGGAUAAGUGGCAUUCACAUCUUCAGAAAAGGCUUCCUUUAAUCGCAAGGUCCGGCUGCAAAGCCUCCUCGAAAACAGCAUAUUGUCCCAAAAUCAUUGUUUAUCGAAGUGCAACAAAUAGCUUUCCGCCCAUCAUCUGCCUGAAAAUGUUUCUCACUGGCGGAAUACCGUUCCGAAAUUCUUGGAGUUUACUUUUUCAUGCACAUGUAAUUGUUACAACUGACAAACAUCCCAUUAAGAUCGGAUCAUAUAGAAUUUGUGUUUUGUAUGAUGAGGAGUACAAGUAA